UUGCGUUAAAGAAUGAAAUGAAUAAGAAAAUAUGGCAAAGUAAACAACAUGGCGUAUGUGUUGUCUGAUAAUGAUUUUUCGGAUUCUUCCCAAUUUUCGGUAAAUUGGGAAGAGCAUUACAAUGACAAAAAUGAUAAAGCAGAUAUUCCAAUACCUCAAUACCAAAAGACUACAAAUUUAGCCCAAAACAUAUUAAAUAGACAGUUAUUCGGUAGAUUUGCUAAGAAUCCUAGAGCAAAGACUGAAAGAGUAUUCAAUACUAUCCACGCGAAUUGUAAAUUCGAUUUAUAUUCUUUGAUAGAAAACGUUGAUUCGCUCAAUCACAUUUAUAUGGGCUUCACAAUGUGCGGCCGGUAUUUUGUAAGUUAUACGGAAAAAAUAAGCGAAGACCCGGGCUCGAUGAGCUUCACAUCGUCGGAAUACGAGCUAUACCUGUGGAGAUUCUGUCCCGGAAAGAGACUUAGGUUUAUAUCGAAGCACAAAAUAUUCAAGCAUUUAAAAGACUUCAACAUACUAAAUAAGGUUAAAUUCAUGCAAUUUCCCGGGGAUUUGUAUAAAUUAGUGUGCUACUGUUUAUCUACUAACAAUCCAGAUUUAAUAUACGUAACGAUUUUAACGUUGCCAGCGCCCGAGAAUAAUUGCAGGCAUUGUAACAACAUUUUCUCGAACACUGACGAAUCGGUGAACCAAGGUUGGUGCAACAAGCACGGCUUCAUCGUCCAUUUUUUAUUCUCGAUGGCCCAACCGACUCCUGUAUUCGAUCCGAGCAUCUCCCUAGCCUACCCCAAUCAUUUAGUCAUAAACACCGGCCAUCACAUACACAUCCUAAACGUAACGACAUCCGAGCCGCCCCAGAUACCAAUAUCCUUAUUGAAUCUAUCGAAAGAUGAUGAUACGAUGAUUAAAGUAGCGAAUAAUACCCCCACGCACACGUUCAACGAUACUUUGAGCGAGUUAUCCGAAUCGGCCAGUGAACACUUCGGUUCGAGCAGUUUAGUCGAUGCUAUAUUAGAAGAUUUCAGCGAAUACGAUUUGGAAUCGAACGAAUGCAACAAACCUUUCCACGAAUUGAACAUCAGCUGCGAACCGUUGAACGUAACGGGCAAAAGUUACCACAACACUUUAGUGCAGAACAUAGUCGAUCCGCGAGUGAAGCGAUUGCAAGGCAACAGCAAAGACUACCUGUUCUCGGUACCGCAAUGCUCCAGCGCGCAGAAGACGCUCGAGAAGACGAAAAUCGCCGAGAAGGCGUACGAGUUCAUCGAAGAGAACGAAAAGUACGAGAAAAUCAGCUCGUUUCGCAAGAAACGCCUGGCCGAGAAGAAGUACGAAUUCUCGGAGGACAACAGCGAGAACAUCGUGCCGUUCAAUUCGCUGCGCCGCGACCGCCGCUACCUGUACAAGUCGCAGGGCCGUUGCAUCCGAUCGCCCGACUUCAAUUCGAUCUUCCUCAGUCCGCGCUCGAGCAGCAUCCGCUCGCCCGCGCAGUCGCCCAAGUCGCGCAACGGCCAGUUCUCGCCGAGCGGGGCGCGCAAUCUCUACUGCCCGUCGUUGCGCAACUCGCCGCAUCACUCGAAGUCGCCCAUCAGCCCGAGGGAGAGCGCCCGGAAGUUCUACGUGUACUCGCCGAGCCUGGACAGCGACUGCUCCGAUUCGGACUCGAGGCUGAUCAUGCGGACGGCUUGGGGCGCUGGUUCGGGCGAGAGGAACACGGGAUUGUUGAUCGUGGAUCCCAAAUCGGAGGCGCCCAAGUGGAUCAAGAGGAUCGUGAGGAGGUAUUCGAACGGGGAUUUCGAGAACGGUAGUUUGGUGUCGGGGCAAAGUAGAGAUGAUUUUAAUAUACCGAUCGAGAUACCGUUGUUGGUGCAGAAUUUGAUCGAGCAACAAUUGGAUGUUAUACCGGAUUUUAAGGCUGAUCAAACGGCGGAGACGCAGUUGUUGGUUACGCAAAGAUCGUUCGAUUGCGAGAUGUUUGUUCAACGUACAGCACAGAAAUUGUGCGCUGAAGUCCAAUUGGAUUUCGUGUAUUGCGAAGACUAUGAUAUUAGAAUAUUAUACAUUUGUCCGAUAAACGGCCAUAUAAUUUGCCAUGUUCUGAUUAAAUUAGGCGCUCGAAAGGGUUCCGAUAUGCGAUUGGAGCACUACAAAACGAAUUUUCUCUUCACGUGGAGCAUCGACAACGACGCCUUUAACGUUAUCGAUAACAAACCAUGCAAGUUGUUACCGAUCGAUGUGCCUCUGGAUUAUCCGGAAUUCGAUAUUCCUAAAAGUAGCGAAGUUCUCGACAUGGAUUAUACCUCGACAUCGAAGCGAGUACUCAGGGAUUACGAUAAAUAUUUUGAAAUUUGUUUAGAAUUAAGUAACUCGUCCGAUCAGAUAUUUGAUCAAGAAUACUCGAGCGAAAGCGAUUGAAUUUCGCGGUGUUAUGUCCAUUAAAUGUUUGUGUACCUAAGUAAUUGUCUGUGGAUGAGUUGAAGUCGGAGGGCUAUUAAUUUUCGAGUUGUUUUGAAUAUGGAAUGCAAUUUGUUUAGCGAUAGGUUAUUAUUGGUUUUCAGAACAGAAAGUAAUUUAUAAAGACUUAAGUAUUGAUUUAUAUUGAAUAUGGAUCGGUCAUGAUUUUCUGAGAACUAAUAACAGUCGUACAACAUUUAAGGAACUAGUACUGUAAUAGGUCUACUUUAAUAUUUAAAAUGGUUGGACCUAUUUGAGAAAUGUGUACUAAAUGGACUACCAUUAAUGUUUAGUUUCACACAAGACUAAUUACAAAACCGCUAAUUUAUUGAAUUUUUUAAUCUUUUAGUUACGUUAAAAGAUAUAUGUAGUAAUAAGUUGGACUGUGA
Messenger RNA from Phyllotreta striolata, 2840 nucleotides. Lineage: Eukaryota; Metazoa; Arthropoda; Insecta; Coleoptera; Chrysomelidae. The record is from the annotation of a GenBank genome assembly.